Messenger RNA from Spirometra erinaceieuropaei, 9461 nucleotides. NCBI's taxonomy places the organism in Eukaryota, Metazoa, Platyhelminthes, Cestoda, Diphyllobothriidea, Diphyllobothriidae. The record is from the annotation of a GenBank genome assembly.
AUGUGCAAAGGACUGGACAAGACAUGGAUAAAAGCGGGUCCUCAAAGUCAUCCAGGCCUUUUCUCCGUAUUCAAUACACCAGUCGGCGCCUGCGGCACCACCUAUAGGUCCCAUUACACUCCAAAGACCAGGCCGCCCGAAGAUAUAGGUAAUGAUGCUCAUCCAGACUGCUACCAGAAUGUCCCAUUUUCACAUAAUUUUCAUGAGAUGCAGCUUACUACUGUUAAUGUUCGUACAACAAAGUUAACUUUGUCAGAAGAUAAUCUUAGUUGGCCGCAAAUGACCGGAAUUGAGGUCAAGGUUAAGGGAAAUUCGGAACUACCCUAUUUUUUAUAAUAAAACGAACAACGUCGGGUGGGAUAUGCGCUGGCUGCAGUAUCUUUCACAUUUACCAUCCAUAUGGUUUCUGAUUAGACUAUAAACAUCAAGUUUGAAAAAUAAUAAGAGACUUUCAAUUUUCGCACGACAGUAAUCGUGCGGUACUCUUAAGACUGAUUCUGCGUGCCGCGUCAGUAGUUGCACCCAAACCAACCUGCAGUCCCGGGAGAAAUAGGGGUCAGUCUAACUCGGACUGAGAUGGUAGCCACCUCACUGGGCACUUCUCCUUACGUUCUUUGGCGUACUUUCAAACGCGAAAACAGCAUUACUGAUAAAGUCAAGAGGAAUGGAAUGACUAUUUUGACUUGUUAGCUGACAGCAGUCAGAAAUACCCAACCCCACGGUAUGCAACCCCCGAAGUCCUAACUCGCGGGCUGUUGGUCAGAAGCCCAACACUGCAACUAUCGAGCAACGAGCUCAUCAUUCUGUCGGUUGUCUCAUCGGUUAGGAUGUUGGAUUUCCAGACAACAGGCUUCGAUCUCCAGUCUUAGGGGCCGUUUAUCUCAGUGUUGACUGUAACCGACUGAUGACGGCCAACAAGCUGGAGAUGACCAUUCAAGUCUUCCUUGUCUUUGUCGGCAAUGCUAUUCUGCCCAUAUCACGCGCCUCUGUGAGGCUGUUGACUCGGGUUACCUGACGGCCUAGUGCCACGCCUCUAACCAUUGGGCCACAGAUUCGUUGUCCUGUCGGUUUCUAUCGGGAAUAUACACUGGUAGAGGGACGUUCACCGAUCGUCCUUACAUGUCGCGAGUUCGAGUCCCAAGAGUUUCACACCUUGGGGUUGGUUACGACUAACUGACGACAGCCAAUGAGCCAGAACUGGUCAUUUCAGUCUUCCUUGUCUUUGUCGGUCAUAAGAUUCUGUCUAUAUAAUGCGCCGCUGUGCGGCUGCUGAUUGAACUCGAGAGAGAGCCCACAAGAGCACAACGGAACGAGGGAGUUCCGUAAGAAUAAUCGUUGAGCACCCCUCUGCCAUUAAAGAUGGUUUGCGAAUUCGUUCACCCGAAGGCUCUCCUGGAUACCUCCCUUGGGAAAUUAUGACUGUGAAUGGUGUUUUCAUUCCUGUUCCUUUGCUGUUGGCUUAGAAGUUCUCGAAACGGAAGUCCAGAAAAGCGAAGUUAUUCGUUUCCAGCAUGGGCCUGUGUCUAUCAAAAUUCUGGCGAGAUUCAUGAACAGCUGGAGCGUAGGCCCGGGGAGCAAACCUCUCCAACUAAAAUCUCCGUUAAUUACCUGACAGAUUUUCCGCACCACCUCCGGUGGUCUUCGCAGACAGCGAACCUGGACAUGGAGUUUUUGGGUAUCAGAUUUUAUUCGUCACUUAGCAAAUUUAAGUGACAGAGAGAGUGAGCGAUAUAACAGUGUAGCGUUGGUACUUCUUUGAAAAUCUCAAACUCUUUGUGCAUGCUUUCGAGGAUCUAUAAUCGACAUUUUUGUGGGGGGGGAGCUCAAGGUUUUUGUCAUUCGAAUCCUCUUUUGAGAAGAAAAACCGUUUUUGCUGUUUGGUAUGCUAUGGCCUUCUAGACUAUGUCCCAUACACUUACAUGAACACUGCUGCCUGCUUUAACUCGUAGGGGCCAAGACGAAACACAGAAGUCAUGAAAUUCGCGCGGCAGUCAAGUACGUCCUGCGUACACUUUUUAGCCUUUAAUCUUCUGUUUUCUUUUUUCCCUUGUACCUUCCUUUAGUACGUUUUGCCGGGAGGUUUGUGAACUAUUUUGUCAACUCGUGUCGUUUUGGCCUUGAAUAAUAUUUGCCAUAGAGGCGGAACACUGACUGAGUACCGGUGGUUGAAUAGCAUUUUUAAAUAAAAGGUCUCUUACUUACACAAGUCGUAUGUUAGUUAGGCGUGUUACCUGUCGGAGAAGACGGUAGUCUCAUAGCCUUCCCUGCGAUUAACAAUCUAAUAUAUACUCUUAUUUGUGUGUGUCCUUCCCUUACCUACGCAGUUCUCUGUCGGUAGACCUAACUGGGAUGAUGACACUCUAAUAUCGAUCAAUGAUUUCCUAAUACAAAUCCACUCUGAUCGGGUAGUCAGACUGAAAAACGUCUUUUCGGCAUUUCUCGAGAGAGUGGGCGAAUAGGUGUCACAAUAAUGGGGCUUAGUCAGUUAACGUGUGCGCCUGUCCUUUUUCUCACCCUCCUAGGAAAGAAAUUGAAGCCGAAGAACAGAAACUGACGUUUCCGACAGACUAUCGGUCCCAGACCACUGUUGACUUUUUCAAUAACCCCGUUCCUGCCAAGCCCAAAAGAAGUCGAAGGGUGAGUUCGUACAUCACUGUUUGCCUGCAUGGAACACAUACAGUGGGUGGUCUAACUCAUAAACUAUGAUCAAAAUUUUAAUGGGUAGUGUGGCAUACAUUUGAUGUUGUUAUUUUUGCAUGUUGAUUUGACUGGAGGUAAACAAGGACUUUUAUUUAAGAAGAAUUCAUUUCAAAUUUAUUUUAUCGAAAGAAGACAGGCAAGGUUUGGGCGAAAACAGACGUUUUGUAAUAUCCAACCAAUUUCCAAAGCCUCUUGUGUAUGAUUCGCGAAAAUCCCCAUGGCAGUGCUCGGAAGACAUGUUAGCAAGCACACGUUAACUUUUAAUAAAUUAUCCUGGGAUGCAGUCAAACAUCUCAUUGGUAAGAAAGUCAAUUAAAGCUAUAUUUGAAAUCACGAGCGGGGCGAGAUCAGAAGGCCGCGGAAAGUCGCAUCUGGUUAGACAACCUUCGACCAAGGUAAGCGCCGAGCCUAUAUGAGAAUCUUCUGCGCGCACAAGCUCGGCACAAGUUCCAGACGCAUCCUCUGUUGCUAACAGACGCUGGUCCAGUAGCUCAGGAUAACUAGCGUCCGUUGGCAACAGCGGAGACGGCCGCAAUCAGGUUACGACCGUCGGCCAUUUAGGCACUCACCGUGUUCAAAGGCAGACUAACCACGUACAACUUUCCGCGCCCUUUCGUCUUCGUCUCGCCUGUGUUUUAAAUAUAGCUCUAAUCGACUUUCCAGUCGCUGAAGUGUUUGACGGUACCCCGUUUCGAUAUAAUUGUACUGGCCUGAGGAGAAUUUAUCGAAAGAAAACCUAGGCUCGCCAACUCGUCCUCCUGUUUAAAUGCAUUGUACUAUAGAAGAAAAUUAAUACGGUAAUGAUGGGCCGCGAUCAGUAUUCUAUUUUGGUGGGCGUAAUUUUAACCUGAAAAUAUACGUCAUGCAAGGACUUGUCGAAUCGUGCGUUGUAUAUCCGGGUCUUAAAGGCCACUAGAAAAAGCGUCGAGAUCUUAUUUCGUAACCGUACCUGUUAGGGUUAGCGUUUAGGUUUAAGAGUUAAGGGUAAGGGGUUGGGGCUAGAGGUUAUGCUUAGGGGUUAGGGUUAGGGAUUAGGGUUGCACCCCCUAUUACAACUGGUCUCGCAUGACAGGCGGCUAAGGCUUGUUUACUGCAGGCACGGCUACGAAAUAAGAUCCGACCAAAAAACCCAUUAACCUACUACUAUUCCGGAAAAGACUUGGGUUCAGUAAAAAGGACCAUCGAAGGACAAUUUGGUUUUCCGCACAGGCCAAAACGAAACGCCCGUAUUUUGUCCCGAUCAACCCUUCUGGCAUCGUAUGUCAUUGCUUGCAAAACUUGCCGGACACUGAUGGCUCCUCUGUCCACGGUCGCCUGCAGGGACCCAACGCAAAACGGAAAUGCCUGUUUGUCUUCGGCAACCCGACCAGAUCGAUAAGCCUCUGUCUCGCAGCAGCAGCCCAACUGACAGAUUGUUGAGCUGAAUGGCCGAUCAGAGCCGGGCUCAGCGUUCAAGUGCUUCCGGCUCAGGAUUAAGGUGUAACUGACUGUGGGCAACGAAUGGGCAAUUAAAGGCCGGUCCAGCUCCCGUUGACCUUCUUGGAAGUUGUUUACAAUGCUACUUUGAGGAAUUUAUGUCCCUCUUCAAAUGCUGUUUAACUGCAACCACAAAUAUAGGUGGCGCUAGGAAGUCAAGCACGAGAGUACUGAAGUAAAGAGCAUGUAUUUGUAAGUAGCGUAAAUAUUUCUAGUUUAAUAUGUAGGCUGCUAGCUAAGAGUGCAACAGGCCAUACGCAGACAACUGUUUCACGGUCGUUACCGAUCAUCAGUACGCCGUAGACCCUAUGUAUUAUACGUGGUAUGUGUUCUAUGACAGCCUUCGUUGUCGCCAGUAGCUAGCUGGCGGGCGGACAGUAAGAGAUAGAGUGAGAUCCUGACCGCAACUAUGAGGUUCACACGCCUACUUGACCUAGUUCUAGUUUAGCCGACGCCCAUCAUUACUGGGCCUAACAUUCCGCCGUAUCAAAAUCAUUUAUACUCCCCGCAAAGGCUUCUAGACGCACUGACUUUUACCCGCUGACGGCCACAGCCGUCCAUGCUCCACUUGAGCAUGUCCCAAUCCUGAGCUAAUUCAACACAGAUACAACUUGGAAGCAAGACACUCGAAUCUGCUCUUAAAAAGAUAAAAGCGGUUAAGACCCCCUGUCUAACUCUCGGACACGACUUCGAUAGUUCCACCGCCGUGACCGUCGAUGUCCACCGCGCGCUCCACAACAGGAUUAGGGUAGGAACGGUGACUUGCGCGUGAUUUCUUCUAUAUUGGUAGUAGGUCUGCGCAGCAUUUACCACACUCUCUCCUCCUCCUCCUCCCCAUUUGGGCCCAAGACAUAGUCAAAAAGACUGGGGUUGGAAGAGGGCACAGGGGACUGGCACGGUCGGCUUCGCAUCUACAGUAGGUGUGCUAACUCAUGAAAGGUUAGCCGAAAUUCUGAAAAGCGUUUUCGUUUCGAAAAGAUUACUUAAGUACGGCUGCAAAAUUAACCAUCAUACAGCAUAAUUCUAUAAUAAUUCAGUCACCUCAGGAUGCCGGCCUCCGAACGGACUUUGUCCCGGCCACAUGCAUAAACCAUGCUCUGUAAAAAUGACUACGCAAGUAGCAUGAAUUUUAUUUAUUGGUUUUCGGCGCCCUUUAAAAUUCAAUUAUAUUUCAUAGAAAUCAUGCUAAAACUAUUCCUUCUUUUACUCAUUUGGUAGAAAAUUACUUCUUCGAAUCCUGUACUGAAACAAAGGGUAAAAGUUUGUUUCCAAAACUUCCAGUUCCCCAAUAAUUUUGAACACGACCUGCCGUUACGCUUGCAUUCAGGGCUUCCAAACUACAAGCCGUAUAUUUUCGGCGAACAAAUUUAUUCAGGAUUUGGAAAUAUUUUUAAAAACCAAAUUAUAUCCUUCCUUCAAGCAUUAAAUUAGAAAGAGAAGUAAUUUCCUACCGAAUGAGUUAAAGGAGGAGUAUUUUUGCAUAUUUUCCGUGAAAUAUAAUUGAAUUUUUAAGGGCAUCGAAAAUCGAUUAAAAAAGCUCAUGAUACUUAAGUAGUCAUUUUUUACAGAGUAUAGUUCUUGCAUGCUGCCGGAAAGAAAUUCGUUCGAAAGCCAGCCUCCCGAGGUAACUGAAUUAUGAUAGAAUUAUGCUUCAGGGUGAUUAGUUUUCAAACCCUACUUAAGUAAUCUUUUCGAAACGAAAAGGUAUUUCAGAAUUUCGGCUAACAUUUCGUGAGUUAGCACACCUACUGUAGACGUACCACCACACCCCCUGAUCCACAACAAAUGCUUGACCAGGAUUUUAACCAACAACAACAACAACACCAAUAGGAAGGGGGCGGCAAGUAUCCAAAAGUGCGCGGCAUGAGUCCGAAACUGGGCCUGCCACCAUACUCUCGAAUGUUGGCAUCUGUUAUGGGUACUCAUUUCCGAUGACACUUGCCAGAAUUCGCUGUGAACCCUGCCCCGGCCCAGCGCAUAUAGGCCCUACAGUCUCUGGCAUGACUCGACCUCACCAGCACUCGCACUGGUCUCGCCUGCGGCCACUACUGUUUUGAACAGAAACACGGUGUUCUGUACACCAUAAAUCCCUCUCUCUGAUGUCUCCUAUUUUAUCUUGUUACUUGGAGUCUGACUUUGCGAUUGUGGCGCAUUAAGUCUGCUCACUACAUUUGCCAGAAUGGUAAUCAAUGAUAUAUUAUUGAUAAAAACAUUUAAUGGAGAUUUUUCAGACGUUAACUCCUCGCAAAUGAUGGCUACCUCAGACUGUCCUCUGAAUGCGAAGAAGACGGGGCUACACAUUCGCCUAGCCAUGCGAUUUCUUUUAAAUAUAACCAUCAAACUUCCUAAAAUUUUAGUUUAUGUGUGAACUCGCGACAGAACAGCCCGUGACGUUUUGGACGGACCAUUAUUCAAAGCUCCAUGUAAGAUGUAUUUCUGUACUUUUUUAAAAAUUUCUAUCGAAUAUCUCUAAGCAAUUAUGUGAAGCUAAGCUGCUCUAUUCUGAAAAAGGGUACUCAAGAUUGCGGUCUCUACUUUUCUUUUGCGGCCAUUUAUCUUCGUCGGAAAUGUUUGAUUUCUGCAGCUCUCGAAAUUGCGUAAUUAAUAUCUUUUCCGUCUGGCAGUAACAUGACGUCAGGUUGUCAGAAAGGCAGUCUUUUGUUGAAAUUUGCCUGAUGCGGGUAUCUAGGAUGACAUGGGUGUUCUAUGAGGUGAUGGCUACUUAGGCUAAACAGGAUCCUACGUGAAGUGCAGUUAAAAUAACCGCUCUAUAUAUGUAUGUAUUGCCGGAUCAAUAUCUGAUUUAAAGAGUCGCAUGUACUUCGUUUCUGUCGGACAGACAUGUCAGGUUCUUCUGGUCCGGGAAGUCAGGACUGAAAGUCGUUGUGACGAUUGCAUACUGGAGAUGUCCCAUCACGCGCAAGAAGGUCGACCAGUAGCAGUCCUGGACAUCUAGGUCGAACAUCAUAAACGCUUUGGGGCGGGUAGGAGAGUGAUUUAAACAAAAGGACAGGAACUCAGUGAGAAUGAAACGUGUGAACCCUUUCAAACGUCCUCAUCCAGGCGACCAGAAAUUAGUAUUAUGCUUCCUCUCUCCCUUCCAAUAAACGUUUGGCCUUCAACCUCGUCAAAACAAAUAACGAUCAUAAUUUUUCGCCAUGCAGCACUAAAUUACCGAUUGGAAAAACACGGUAAACGGAGUUAUGAUUGUGUGAGUGAGAGUAUGGCGACAGACUCGUCUCGAUUCCAUAGGAAGUAGACGGUCGAGUGAGUAAACACCGUGCAGGAAUCUCUAGAGUCUGGCUGCCUCGCUGUCAUUCUUCAGCGGAUGACAGCGUUGCGCAAUCCAUGUAUCAGCCUAGUUUGGAUGAGUAAGAGCAGCUCUCAAAGGAACAAACUUGCAUCUGUCGUUUAGGGAGAAUUGUUGGAGUUAAUGGCCAAGGACCUGACGAACGACCUCCUUCAGAACUGAUCGACAUCCUAACACCGUCACCAUUGUUCGGAACUCAUCGUUUAUACGUUUCUACAGGUCGUUAGUUGCUGAUAGAAGCGAACAGGCGAGUCCCAGGUAGCAGUUCAGAAGAUGAAGAUGCGAUCACUGGGACAAGAAGUUUAUUUGCCUGACGUUUCGGAUUCUUACUCGAACCCAUCAUCAGAUACAUUCGCAGAUAGAGGUCUAUCCGCGAAUGUCUCUGAUGAUGGGUUCGAGUAAGAAUCCGAAACGUCAGGCAAAUAAACUUCUUGUCCCAGUGAUCGCAUCUUCAUCUUCUGAGGUCGUUAGUUGACAGAACACAAUAAUUAAGAGCUAAAGUCACUUCCAUUGUUUUCUUUGAGACCAACCCCCUCACCUGUUUUAUGUUAAGCGGCCAUUCAGGGGAUGUUAGGAUAUUUUUAAAUUGUAUAUGUUUGCUUUGUCGCGAUUGGUUAGUGAGAGAGAAGGGAAGCGGGUCCCGAGAAUAAACUCUGCUCUGUCAGCUUAAGCAACAGGCUAAACUCGCCUUAUUAAUUUGACUUAUCACGGUCCUGAAAUAUUCUGACCCCUGGCAUGUUGAUUGUAUAUUGUUUGUUUCUUGCGCGACGAACCCUCGUGGAAAAUCCUCGAGUGGUUGGCCGCUCAUGAUCAUGACACCACUUUUCUUUUGUCUCCUUUGACAAUAUUCUUAUGAGCUUAACACGUUGAUCCUUACUUAGACCGCGUUAAUACGUAAAAUAGUUUAUUAAAGGAGUGAACGGCGAGGACUGAGUAUGUAAGCCGACUGAGUAAAAAGAGCAUAGCUUCUCCUGUAAUACGGGAACCAUGUUAAUAUUAGUUUAAUCAGCAGCGCAGAUAGACGCGGCAAUUAACUGCAUCUGUAGAAGGCAGUGAAAAAACUCGCACUUCUGCCGUGUUUUUUUAUUACUUCAAUCAGGCGCCGCAACAGACAGCACAGUUUGAAAGAUGCAAGUGAGAGUUGUGUAAAAGGGCGGCAAACAGGUAAUCCAAGGUUAUAUGUCAAAGAAAGCUAAACUAGGAAAACGGUAUUUGGCAGGCGAACACGACAUUGCUCCUAACCUCAACCCUAACUCUUACCUCGAAUGGAAUCAUUUUCAUAAGUCGUGCCCAAACUACAUCCCCUAAAUCAAGUAGGUAAGUAUGUCAUAGUAAUGGAAAACUAGAGGUUGCACAUCCACUCACCGUCUAACGAAUAUUCACGGCACUGCUGUGUGGGGUUUUUGUCUGCGAUAUGUUUCUAAUGAAGUAUGCAGACUUCGUCUCGGAUAAUGCGGACUAAGCUCACUGCGAAACCAUAGAGGAGGUUACCAGACCGCCCGAGAACAAUGGCGAAAGUGGUCUGGACUCGCUUUUCUUCGUCCGUGUCACGAAGUCAGUGCUGUUGGCCGAAUUUGACGUCAUUUCCUAGCAGGAAAUGGCAAAAAGGUUGGCUUUAAACCUAACCUGACAUCCUAAGGACCGGUUAAAUCGAGCAUCAUCACAACUUCAGCAGUUGCAGGUAAGUGAACAAACGCCCAAAUGGAAUUGUGCGCCGAUAGUGGCACCUAUCCACACUUACACAGCCAGUAGUUCAAAUUUGUCCAUCUUUGCCUUGAAUAACGGGAAACAAUAGUAAUGAUAUACUAUAUUGACGCUUGUUAACGUAUUUGUCUUCCUUCAGACCAUCUCGCAGGAUUCAAAACUGGUAAAACCGUUCAGGCGGAACGUGAACUUCUCCACACCCAUCGAGUACAAAAUGGAUGCCCCUCAACCCUACGAGAUGAAGGGAUACACCUCAAUGCAGUUUAAAUAG